This is a messenger RNA of Anopheles bellator, 1245 nucleotides long. RefSeq names its product ion transport peptide-like (gene ITP). Bases 347 to 688 code for a protein of 113 amino acids. Gene Ontology annotation, cellular component: extracellular region. Gene Ontology annotation, biological process: circadian rhythm. The record is from RefSeq and is a predicted model, not a curated record. Gene Ontology annotation, molecular function: neuropeptide hormone activity. NCBI's taxonomy places the organism in Eukaryota, Metazoa, Arthropoda, Insecta, Diptera, Culicidae. The transcript has 4 exons.
AGAAGUGUCGAAGCGAAAACCUGUGGCGAAAACAGAAAAGCCGAAAAGCCCUUCUCAGUGUUUACCGGACGAUCCUUGCCGUUCUGCAUCUUACCGAGUUCUCGACUCGGCGCACCAAGAGAGUGGAGUACGUGCGUGGUCCGUGGAAAGCCAAACAAACCAAACGUCAAACAGAGCAUAAACAAGCGCACACAUACACAGGCACGAGGCGAGAGAGCGCGGUACACGAUCAGAGGCAGGCUCUACGAUCAGAGGCAGCGGAGGUUGGCGAUCGUGCGCGAUCCCGCACGGUUUUCCCGUGGUUCCCGUGGGUCUCUCUAUUCACGGUCUGAGAAGGUGACAGAAGAUGUGUUCCCGCAAUUUAGUGAUUUCGUUGGCAUUGAUUAUCGCACUGGUACCACUGUCAACCGUAGCCUUACCUCACCACAGCAUCGCGAAGCGCAGCUCCUUCUUCGACAUCGAGUGUAAGGGACAGUUCAACAAACAGAUCUUCUACCGGCUGGAUCGAAUAUGCGAAGACUGCUACUCGCUGUUCCGGGAACCCCAGAUACUGUCCUUCUGCAAGAAGCAAUGCUUCACGACAGACUACUUCAAAGGCUGCAUAGACGCGUUACAGCGAACGGACGAGAUCGAAAACUACAAACACCUGAUUAAGGUCCUGAACGGAGCGGAUCCCAACACGUUAUAAGGGCUGCGCGUCGCGCUGAUGCUGCGUGUACUAGAGCCGCUGUUGUGCCACAAUACUACACCCCCCCAUCACAAGUAUUUGAGAGAAGAGGCCCCGUGACAGGGGGGGCCACGACAAGAAGAAGAAGAGCGAAACGGAAGUCGGCCGCGCCGGAGUCAGUGUGCCGGGGGAUGCGUGCGAAUUGAUGGCCGUACAAAAUGAACGAGACCAGCACCGAAGCGAAGCUACGGCAGCAAGCGAACGAGAGACCGAUCGAUGGGGCAGCCAGCGGGGAGCGCCAUGCUUCGCCGCUGCUUGCCCGUACCCGUCGCACAAAGCAGAAGGAGGGCCGUACCGAGUGGGACGAGCGAUCGGCACCAGUACCAAAUAUGCACCACCAACACCAUACCGUUUAUUUAUGUUUCUUCAUGCAUUUGAGUUCUCUCUUGAAUUGAUGGGAGGGCUGUUUUGGGACGGACUACUUUUUGGCGUGCGUCGAGGCACUGUUCCUUGAGGAGGAGAAAGAAAAGUUCAUGAAAUGGCGCGAGAUGCUGGGUAAGAAGUAAGGGACCAUCCGG